ACUGAACAAUGCCUGUCUGUGAUCAAGCCAGUUAUCAGCACCUAAGGGUUUCCAAGCCAAGGGUGUGAACACAGGCUCAAUAAAAGGAAAACAGGUUUUGCUUCAUUUAGUCAAAGUCGCUGAAGAGUGAACAACCUGAACCUUUGCAGCAGCAGCAUGUGUUGUGCCAGCUUCUCAACAUGGACAAGGCUUUGGCUCUGAAAGAAAAAAUGAAGAGCUGCACAAAACUGAAAAAGGAGCACCUGAACCCUAAAACUUGGAUGAAAGAUGAAAAUGUGAAAGGAUUUAAAGAUUUUGUACUGCGCAAGGAGUCAGAUACGCAGAAAGACACAAGUUUUGACAAUGCAGAGAUGUUGCUUGACAUUGAGAGGGAGUACUUAGAAGCAGCUAAAAAAAAUGAUGUAGCAACGAUGAAACUCCUUGAAAAGAAUGUCAAUGUCAACACAAGAAAUAUGCAUGACCGCACUGCCCUCCACUAUGCCACUGCUGGGAAGAACAAGGAAGCCGUGGAAGUUCUGCUGCACCGGAGAGCGAAGUUGGACUUGGCUGACAAGUAUGGAGUAACAUCUCUUCACCUAGCCGCAUGGUUCGGCAGCCUGGACAUAAUGAUGCUGCUGGUCCAGGGGGGAGCAGACCAGAAGAUUGAAAAUCAGGAAGGGAUGAACAUCAUGCACUGUGCUGCUAUCAACAACCACAGAGACAUUGUUAAAUACAUCGUCGAUGACUUACAAAUGAAAAAGUUGGACAAAGAAGACAAGUCAGGGAAGAGACCAUUUCACCUGGCAGCAGAGCAUGGCAGUCUGGAAAUGCUCCAGAUGAUGAUGGAAAAGGAAUAUGAGAUGGACACAAUGACAGGGGACCUGAAUGGCAACACACCGUUGCAUCUAGCAGCUAAAAACGGACAUUUAGAUGUCAUUGAACUGCUCCACCACAACUAUCAAACCCGAAAUGAAGUUAAUAAGGCUGAGGAGACUGCCCUCUACUUGGCUGCUGAUGGAGCUCAUGAAGAAUGUGUGGAGGCUCUGCUGAAAGCUGGAUGUGACCCCAAUAUUGCGACCAAAGCUAACCACAGUGCUUUGCAUGCAGUGUCAGAAAAGGGUAAUACGCCUUUAGUGAAUCUUCUCAUCGAAAAUGGGGCUGACAUGAACUGUCAAAACGAGCAAAAACUGGCUCCCAUCCACCUGGCUGUUAAGAAUAGCCACAUCCCUGUCAUACACACACUGAUUAAGUCUGGCUGUGAUGUUAAUGUCACCGAUGAUAGGAGGCAAACUGCUCUUCACAUUGCUGCAGAGCUGGGAAAGCCAGACAUCGUGGAGAUGAUACUUAAAGCUGAUAGUGACCUUUCAAUGCAGGACAAGCAAGGUAAAACUGCACUGGGUGUAGCAGCCAGGGGAAAUGCAGUGAUUAUUGUGGACAUGAUCAUAAAAGCAGAGAGGUACUACGCGUGGAAAAAGACACAUGCUGAAUCUAAUGAAACCCUUCACUAUGAAUCUCCGCUGACAUUUAAAUUAGACCACAAAGCAGAGACCAAGCAGAUCCGCGCUACAAUUUGGAAUCUUGCCUACAACUUAUUAAAGCCUAACGACUGGAAGAAGUUGGCACGACACUGGGAUUUUACUGACCAGCACAUAGCAGACAUUGAAGAGCAAUGGACAGGACCGAAGAGUUACCAGGAACAUGGACACCGGAUGAUAUUAAUCUGGCUACAUGGAAUCCUGAUAACAGACAAGAGUCCUGGUAAAGAACUCUAUGAAGCCCUGGUUUCUAUAGGAAGUAAAAGUGUGGCAGACAAAAUAAGAGCUGAAACUACUGGCAAAGAAAUGAAGAAAUGUACAGUUUCUUGACACCUCCCUGGGGAGCCCUAAAACCAACAUACUCUGUUAUGUAGGAGAUGAAUUCCAUGGAUAUUAUCUGAGUGGCAAAACUUUAACUGCAGGAGAAACAGUAUUACUGCUGUAACUGGAAACCUAACAC
Messenger RNA from Lepisosteus oculatus (spotted gar), 1974 nucleotides. RefSeq names its product ankyrin repeat and death domain containing 1B (gene ankdd1b). Lineage: Eukaryota; Metazoa; Chordata; Actinopteri; Semionotiformes; Lepisosteidae. Gene Ontology annotation, molecular function: protein binding. Gene Ontology annotation, biological process: signal transduction. The record is from RefSeq and is a predicted model, not a curated record.